Molecule: messenger RNA, 1186 nt
Organism: Aspergillus glaucus CBS 516.65
Lineage: Eukaryota; Fungi; Ascomycota; Eurotiomycetes; Eurotiales; Aspergillaceae
Product: DUF3429 domain-containing protein
Exons: 5
Coding region: 94-1020 (308 amino acids)
Source: RefSeq, a predicted model, not a curated record
CAAUGAUCUCAAGAUUCGUUUGACCUCGACCACCAAAUCUCCACUCCUACGAGUCGCUACUCGAGUCAAUUGCUGGCAGAAGCAAAUCCCGCCAUGCUCUACAGAACGACCGCUGCUCGCUCUGCCCUCAGGGCCCUCUCGAGCUCCAAUAUCUCGGUGGCUCGCUCGGCUGUCGCCAACAAUGUGUUCAAGGCGCAGUUGACAUCCUCCGCGCGUUAUCCCGCUCGGCCGAUGCCGUCGCCCACCAUGGCGCUGGCUGCUCGCAAGCCUGUGACCACUGCGCUUAUCCGCCACGCCUCUUCUGCUUCAGGUAGCGGCAACGAAGAGGAUGACCCCGACAUGAUGGCUGGUAUGAAGUCCGACGCGAAAGUCAUCAAGGACACCUUCAGCCUUGAGGGCGUUCCCAAGGAGGCUAUGUUCCUCGGCUUGGCUGGUGUGAUCCCCUACCUUGCUACCUCUCUCCAGACCGUCUACCUCUCGUACGAAAUCAACCGGGCCACCACUACUGGUGACGGUCUCCUCCUCUCCGGCGACACCGCUGAGUUGUUGCUGCACUUGCUCGAGCCUGUGCAGGUCGGCUACGGUGCUGUGAUCCUUUCUUUCCUCGGAGCCAUCCACUGGGGUCUCGAGUGGGCCAGCUACGGCGGCAAGAUCGGCUACAAGCGCUAUGCGGCCGGUGUUCUGGCACCUGCCGUGGCCUGGCCGACUCUGCUGCUCCCCGUUGAGCACGCACUGAUCAGCCAGUUCCUUGCGUUUACCUUCCUGUACUACAGCGACGCCCGUGCUGCGGCGCGUGGCCACGCUCCCUCGUGGUACGGCAUGUACCGGUUCGUGCUGACCUUUGUGGUCGGUGCCAGCAUUGUGGCCACUCUGAUUGGCCGUGAGCAGAUCGUCAACACCAUCACCUCGGAGCACACCAUCAAGGACAAGAUUAACGCUCUUCUGUUCCUGCAGAAGAAGGAGAAGGAGGAGGCUGAGGCCCGUCGCCGGGCCGAGCUUGGCCAGGAGGAGGAAGAGUAAGGGCGUGCAUCCGCAUUGAGAGAAGUGGAUUUUGUAGUUUAAAAGAUAUGCGUGUGAUAAUUGUAGAUUAUGCGAUCGACCGCCGCUAAUUUCAUUUGUUGAUGCCACUCUAGUAUAUGGAUUAUGUAGUAUAACGGAGAUAUAUAUAUAUAUCGUACCUUAUCAU